AUUGAGCAGCGUGACUGAGGGACGGAAAGUUUCAUCUCACAGUCCUGAAAAGAGAGAGAGAGAGAGAGAGAAAGAGAAAGAGAGAGAGUCUCCUACAGAGCAGCUGCAGGUGUGUGUAGUUGUGUUACAGGUGUGAUGGACGUCAUGGUGUGUUUUGCGCUCUUAUUGGUCACUUUGCUGGCCGUUGUCGAUGCUCAGGUGCCUCACUGGGGGGCGUGUCCCGAACCGAGCACUCAGCCUGCCUUCAACCUCAAACGGUUUAUGGGACGCUGGUUCGAGGUGGCUAAGCUCCCAGCACAAUUUGAGAGGGGGAGAUGUAUUGAGACGAACUUCACGCUGACGUCUGAAGGGUCGGCUCUCGUACAGAGCUCUGAGAUCCUAAAAGGUGAAGUGAGAAGCAUUGAAGGAACAGCUGUUGUUGAAGACCAGAAGAACCCGGCUAAACUGGGCAUCAGCUUUUCAUACGUUCUUCCCUACACUCCGUACUGGAUUCUCUCCACGGAUUACGUCAGCUCGGCUGUGGUGUACUCAUGCACGGAUGUUCUCAGGAUCUUCCAUGUGGACUUUGCGUGGAUAUUGGGACGCAGCCGCACUCUGCCUGAGUCCACCAUCCAGCGCGCUAAAGAGAUCUUCAUGGAGAACCGCAUCGACGUGAGCCGCAUGAUCACAAGCUCACAGGAGGACUGCAACAGAGCUGUGUAGAACCAGGCUGUGUUUCAAUCCUUUGUGUAGUGCUCCCUCACACCCUCGCUCAAGUUGCCUUGGCCCUAAUCAUUAGAGCUGUUCUGUUUAUUAUGUAUCUGUAUCUGUAAUGAUGAUUCUAGAACCACACUGAUGAUUUGAUCAUUACGUCUGAACAAAUUCAACUAGUAGAGGAACCACACACACACACACACACACACACACACACACAUACACACACACACACACACAAAAUACUGGCACCUUCUCAUCUCAAUCAUACAUUUGUCAAGCAGAGGUUGGAUUCUAGAACUUCCAUGUUCUAUUAUCUAUAUUUCCAGCACUGUGCUAUCUGAGGAUGCUAGAACCUUUUGCAAAGAAAAUUUUAGAAUUCCCUGGAAUUCACAAUAAAGAUUCUAGAUCUUCCUUUACACUGCAAAUUCUAGAAUCCCCUAACUGCAAUCUGAAUUCUACAACUUUUGCUCUGAGAACUGUCAAAUUGUAGAACUGAGGACGCUGGAAUCAGAUUCUCGAGGAGACUUUAGAAUUCUGUAACUGCAAACUGAAGUGUAGAACUUUUGCACUGAGGACUGCAGAAUUCUAAAACCGUGCUAUCUGAGGAUGCUAGAGCCAGACUCUCAGUAAGGAUUUUAGAACCUCUUGCACUGAAAACUCUAGUUGUCGAGGGUCUAAUUGUAAUCUGAAUUCUGGAAGUGUCGCUAUGAGAAUACUAGAAUUCUAGAACUUUGCUCUCUGACGAAGCUAGAACCAGUAAAAUAUUACAUAAGAUACUUUACACUGAAGACUCCAGAGUUCUGUAAUCGCCACCUGAAUUCUAGUACCAUUCUAUCUCAGGACAUUAGAGCCAGACUCGCAAUAAUGAUUCUAGAACCUGUUCUAGAAUUUGCACUGAGGUUCUAGAACUCUAGAACCAACAUGCACAGGCCAGACACCAUGCUGAGGAAUUAUACAACCUGCGCAGUGAUGAAUCUAGAACUACAAUCGUGAUACUAGAACCUACACAGUGAGAGUCAAAUCUUCAUCUAUACUACAAGCUUUUAGAGGACAUGCAGUGUGUGUAUGCGUGUGUGUGUAUGUUUAUAGUUAAUGGAAUCACGUGAUGCAUGCAGUUUCUAACUCACUGAUCAUGUACGAAAUGAAAAGCACAAAAAUAAAUUCCUCUA
Molecule: messenger RNA, 1865 nt
Organism: Pangasianodon hypophthalmus (striped catfish)
Lineage: Eukaryota; Metazoa; Chordata; Actinopteri; Siluriformes; Pangasiidae
Gene: apoda.1
Product: apolipoprotein Da, duplicate 1
Exons: 5
Coding region: 136-702 (188 amino acids)
Biological process (GO): lipid transport; brain development; tissue regeneration
Molecular function (GO): lipid binding
Source: RefSeq, a predicted model, not a curated record